UUCUCCCACCUCUCUUCCUUCCUUUCCUUCUUCUUCGCCAUGCUCUCACACCACUCUCCAAUCCUCCCCUCGCCCUUCCAGCACCCAACUCUUCCAUUUUGAGCGCAGAUCUCGGCACAACAAGAGCCGGUUCCUCUACCUUCCCGCGGUCAAAUCGCACUUUCUCCUCCAUUCGUUCAUGGGUCCAUCACCAUCUCUCCUCUACUUAUUUCUCUUCCUCCUCGUCUACGCUUGUGUUCCUCCUGUGAGUUCUUUGACUGAGGAAGGCUCUGCCCUGCUCUCCUUCAAGGCUUCCAUCAGAGAAGACCCAGAGGGCUCCCUCGGUAACUGGAACUCCUCUGACCCAAACCCAUGCUCUUGGAAUGGCAUCACAUGCAGAGAAGGUGUUGUGAUCUCCCUCAGCAUCCCCAAGAAGAGGCUUGCAGGCUUCCUCCCCUCUGCUCUCGGUUCCAUCCCCUCCCUCCGGCACAUCAACCUCAGGAACAACCGCCUCUUCGGCAGGCUCCCCGCCGGGCUCCUCGCCGCCGCCGGGCUUCGGAGCGUGGUCCUCUACGGGAAUUUCCUCUCCGAUCCCCUCCCUCUGGAGAUCGGCAACCUCUCCUACCUCCAAACGUUGGACCUUUCGCGGAACUUGUUCGACGGUUCCAUUCCCAGCUCCUUGCUCCAAUGCAGGAGGCUCAGGACCCUCAUCCUCGGCCACAACAAUUUCACCGGUUCCUUGCCUGAUGGCUUCGGCAGGGGCUUCGUUGCGCUGGAGAAGCUCGACCUUUCUUACAAUGGAUUCAAUGGCUCGAUCCCGGGCGACAUCGGUAAUCUCUCUACCCUUCAAGGGACUGUGGACCUCUCCCACAACAUGUUCUCCGGGGCAAUCCCUCCGAGCCUGGGAAAUCUUCCUGAGAAGGUCUAUAUUGAUCUCACAUAUAACAAUCUGAGCGGCCCGAUACCGCAGAAUGGUGCUCUGGAGAACCGAGGACCGACGGCGUUCAUCGGAAACCCCGGUCUCUGCGGCCCGCCAUUGAAGAACCCAUGUUCCGCCGGUGCACCUUCGUCAGGUCCUUCUGUGCCCACCAAUUACGCGCCUCCCGUGUCCCAAGCCAAUAGCAACGGGAAUGGAAGCAGCAGCAGCAGCAAAGGUCUGAGUAAAACCGCGGUGGCUGCGAUUGUAGUGAGUGAUGUGGUUGGAAUCGGUAUCAUAGCAAUGGUGUUCUACUGCUGCUACAGGAGGGCUACUUCUUCCAAGGGGAAGGAAGAGGGUGGGAACUCCAAAAGGGGGACGAAGGGAAGGAAGGAAUGCGCGUGUUUUAGGAAAGAGGAGUCCGAGGCCUUGUCCGAAAAUGUCGAGCAAUAUGAUCUAGUGCCAUUGGAUCGGCACGUUAGCUUCGAUUUGGAUGAGCUCUUGAAGGCUUCUGCUUUUGUCUUGGGGAAAAGUGGGAUGGGGAUUGUGUACAAGGUUGUACUGGAAGAUGGGGUAAUCUUGGCUGUUCGGAGGUUGGGUGAAGGAGGGUCGCAAAGGUUUAAAGAGUUCCAAAUGGAGGUGGAAGCUGUUGGAAAGGUUAGGCAUCCUAAUAUUGUUACCCUCAGAGCUUAUUAUUGGUCAGCAGAUGAAAAACUCCUUAUUUAUGAUUACAUACCUAACGGCAACCUCACUGCUGCAAUUCAUGGAAGAGCUGGAACAAUGGCUUUUACACCCCUAUCAUGGGAUGUUCGACUAAAGAUCAUGAAAGGGAUAGCCAAGGGCUUGGCGUUUUUGCAUGAAUUCAGCCCAAAGAAGUAUGUUCAUGGAGAUCUCAAGCCUAACAACGUACUUCUUGGACUAAACAUGGAACCAUACAUUUCUGAUUUCGGCCUCGGGCGUCUUGCUAACAUAGCAGGAGGAUCCCCACUGCUGCAGUCGGAUAGGAUAUCUGCUGAAAAAUCUCAGAGCCAGCGGUCAGAUGUUACAGUCAGUCCUUCUGUGACUAAAGGAUCAUGCUAUCAUGCUCCUGAAGCAUUGAAAACACUAAAACCAUCUCAGAAAUGGGAUGUUUACUCCUAUGGGGUGAUUUUACUGGAAAUGAUCUCUGGUAGAUCACCACUUGUUCUGUUAGAGACUGUGGAAAUGGAUCUAGUUCGUUGGGUUCAGUUCUGCAUUGAAGAAAAGAAGCCCCUCUUGGAUGUGUUGGAUCCUUUUCUAGCCCGUGAACUAGAUAGGGAAGACGAGAUUAUUGCUGUACUUAAAAUUGCCUUGGCUUGUGUACAAGCGAAUCCUGAAAAGAGACCAUCAAUGAGGCAUGUUGUGGACACACUGGAUAGGUUCAUUUCCAAUAACCCGAGGUAGCUAUUUCAAACAUAUCAUCUCAUUUUGGCAUCUGAGGUGCUGAUCAUUCGCAGGAUUUUCAAUGCCAAGUUGCUCAUUCCAAGUCACAAUUGAGUGCAGCAUGCAUGCAUACUGCUGAACAAGGAAUGUGUUGAUUAAACAUGAUCGAGCAAGAGCAUGCCAAGCUUUUUUUUCCCCCCUCAUUUUGCUUAAUAAUGAAAUAUGGUUCCUUGUAUGAUCUCUUCCAUUGUAGUGCUGUUGAUAUAGUUUGUGCCCAGCUUGUUCCAGUAAAGCAUGAUGUAUCUAUUGUAUGACUGUUUGUCAUGAAUGGACAAUGUAAAUGUGAUGGCAGGAAUGUCUUGAAUG
Messenger RNA from Phoenix dactylifera (date palm), 2662 nucleotides. Its product is annotated as receptor protein kinase-like protein ZAR1. The record is from RefSeq and is a predicted model, not a curated record. NCBI's taxonomy places the organism in Eukaryota, Viridiplantae, Streptophyta, Magnoliopsida, Arecales, Arecaceae. Gene Ontology annotation, biological process: protein phosphorylation. Gene Ontology annotation, molecular function: protein binding; ATP binding; protein kinase activity.